GUUUGCUUUGGGUUUGGUGCAAUCGAUUCGAGUCGCUGCCCCACUUAAGAGAACUUUCCUACAAUCUUAGCGCAUUGAUAGACAUAUAUAUCGUGUCAAGUAUGUCUUAUUAAAGCACCCAAACAAUACACAUGUUGGAACCUACAGUACUGUAUGCUUACUGCGCAAACUUACAAAUAUGCAUGGUUUUUAAAUGCAUAACCGCUUGAAUAUUCUCUAAACCGCGAUCUAUAUUUUAUCAGUGAAUUAAACAAAUUAAUUGCAAUAUAUAUAGAGAGAAUUUUCCUGUUGAAAUCCUAAAUCUAUAGCUUGGCCAAACAAUAGGAAGUGACAUAUGAGAUGCAAAUAUGAAAUAAGGACUGUUGAUAGUUAGAAUACAAGUCAUUAUACCAUUCCAACAGCGAUGGCAUAUUGUAUUGUUAUUGCACUUCUUAUGGUAGUUGUACACUAUAGUGAUGGAGGAUGCCAUGUUAAUGACUGGCCGCACUCGUGUCAAGCCAACUUUAGAAUAGGACCUCAAAGAUGUGAACCCUGUGAGUCUGGUAGUUACGGCUGUCACUGUUCAGAACCGUGUCCCUGUGGUACAUACGGUCAGGGAUGUUACCAUGUUUGUGAUUGUUCUGAUGAACAAUUCUGUGAUCCUUUAGUAGGUUGUACCAACAACAGUAGGACUACAGAUAUAACAACCGGUAAAGUUGAAUCUACGCCAUAUAUUAGAAGUAAUACAGGAGAUGUGAAAAGCACCACUUCGUCGAAGAGUGAUAAAGACCAACUGACAAUUUUGACUAUUGUCGGAAUAACCACUGGCACGCUACUGUCAAUAGGUGUUAUUUCCAAUGCACUUUGCUUCUGUUUCUUAUGCAGACGAAAAUCAGACUCGUUUUCUCUUGAAAAAGAUGUAAAAUCAACUGAGGGGGUACUUGAACUAGGAACCAAUGAAGAGGACAUCGAUGUUCAUUCAUAUCUCACUAUCAGUGAUAGAUCAGUCAGAUUGUAUGCAGCUGUCCAUUACGACGAGGCAGAGGACAAAAAAAGUAGUCUUUCGUUAUCACUACACAGUGAAAAAGAGGACUUAAGCAUCGAAAGUAAAACAAGUCCUUCCGUAUCCUUUCACAGCAAGAAAGAAGAGGAUAUAAGCAUUAAAAGUGAUACCAGUAAGAUAUCACAGGGAUAUUUGACUCCUGUUGUGACAAAAGCCGAGGAAACCAAAUCGGAUAGUCAACGAUCUAGUGAUUAGGAAGAAUUUGAAAAAGUCACAAAGUGUUCAGAAAAUUUCGAAUCUCCAGCCAGCUUGAGUUUCAAAUUAGGUACACUGGUCAAAAUUGACAGUGUUCAACUUUGAUUAAGGAUAAGCCAAAAGAAUCGCUAAAAUAAUACAUUAAGAUAAAAGUUUUUCUUCCCUCUUUUCAUAUGGAUACCUAGGUUAUGAUCUUUUUGUUAAAGACGUUAACUAGAAUUUAUUUUUCUACUAGAAAAGGCAACUUUAACCUUAAUUUUAAAUUUUAUGUGCCUUAAAUAGAGUGUAAUGCAUAAAUGAAAUUAAAAAUCAUUAUAAUAUUGAAAGUUUCACUCCUUUUGAUAAUUAUGUGCAAAAAACAAAUUUUAAGCCCUAAUCGGUGAUUUGUAUAGGUAGAUAUAUACAUAUAUAUGUCAAAAUGAUACAUUGAGUCUGUGUUUAUGCUAUUGGGAAUAAA
Molecule: messenger RNA, 1694 nt
Organism: Magallana angulata
Lineage: Eukaryota; Metazoa; Mollusca; Bivalvia; Ostreida; Ostreidae
Exons: 6
Coding region: 404-1237 (277 amino acids)
Source: RefSeq, a predicted model, not a curated record